Moneuplotes crassus is the source of this 1223-nucleotide messenger RNA. NCBI's taxonomy places the organism in Eukaryota, Ciliophora, Spirotrichea, Euplotida, Euplotidae. The record is from the annotation of a GenBank genome assembly.
UAUGUACGAGAUUAUCAAAGGUACUCAAUACUAUCUUUAUUGUUUUUACUGUCCAGUUGCUUGUAUAAGAUCCUCAAAUUAGCUUGAAAAUAGCUCUGUGAGCGACCAGUUUUUCUAUCAAUUAUUUGUUUCUCAAAUACUAAUUUUUGUAGAAAAUAAUGAUGAAAACUCAGAUAUUCAAGUUGACGAGGAUGAUACAAUUAUUGGGUUAAGCACUCCGAUUGAAGAGCCUCCAGUAACACAAGCUUAUCCUCCAACUCAUCAUCAUGGAGAGACAAUUGAGUGUAGGUCAGUAAAAGAAAAUUCAAAACCAGAAAUAUUUAAGCAAGGCCCAGGGAAUUUUACAAUUUCUUCUGAAAGAGGAGCUGAUUUUCAAGACUAUCAGUUGAUCUUAUCUGGGGAGACUUUAGUCUCUCCUCACCAGGAUACUGAAAAUGAGAUUUAUGAGGUACAUCUCCCUCAAGAAGACUCAAAUAAGUCUCCGAUUAUAAUAGAUGAAAAGACUGGAGACCAAGUCUCAAUUCUUCCAAAUGAAGAAGAGCCAACAGAAGCAGAAAUCAAAUCUGAGACUUUCAGCACUCCAGAUACUCAUAAUUUUGAUUUCACAUUAGAGAGUGAACCUCAGGUUAACUAUAAUAAUGACUGGAAUAAUACAUCUACUGAGGGACUUCCAGACACUGAAGUGCACGAUGUAAAGAUGGCAAUGGGACAUUUACAUUUUGGGAAUAAAACUUAUGACUACUUCGAUCCUUCUCUUCCUCAUGAUGAGUCUGUCCAUGAGCAGAAUCAUUCUAAAGUAGCAUAUGUUGUUAUCGGUGUCUUUGCCAUACUCUUUAUCAUAGCUUUAGUCUGGAGUAUUCGCAAAAUCUAUAGCUGAAUGGUUUCAUCAGAGGAAUACUCAAAGUUCCUGGAUGACCGAAGCGGAAGAUCUGAUAGCAUUUCAAGUCAAGGAAGAUACAAUAAUGACCCCAAGCUACAAGAGAUUAGAAGAAGAGAGCUACAGAAACUUGAUGAUGAACUCAAGGGCGAACUCGACCCAGUCCAGUUCUACAAGAAGCAAGUUGAAGGAUCAACUAAGCCAGAGGAGAGUAAGAGAGAAGUCAAAAAACUUAAUCUUGGUAAUGAAGUCGUUUAUCUGUAGAUUUUCACAGUCAAGAAGAAGAUAGCUUAAGAGUAAAUAGUGAAUGAUAAUCUAGCGAUAGUACGAUAUUUAGAAAAUUUCA